AUGCGCUCUCUGCGCGGCAUAUUCGACGAACUGAUCGCCGCUGCACUUUCUCCCAAAAUCCCAAUGACCCUGGUCCACUGGAUAUCGCGCAUGUGCUUGCGGCGGCUGUACAGCGAUGAAGAAACCGACGAGCUGCGCGGGAUUAGCGCUGUGACGGAUAUUGAUCUGUAUCUGCUAGUGUGUCUAAACACUGUGCUGGAUCUACUGAUGGGCUGCACGAGCGGCGGGGUACGAACAAUACAAUCUGAAUCAACAAAAACAUGGUCAACAACAAAAAUGCUGCAUUUUAGGACACUGGACUGGGCCAUGGAUCCGCUGCGCGACUUGAUCGUCCAGCUCGAUUUUUAUCGCGAUGACAUUGAGGAGAAAGUGCUUGCUUCGAGUAUCACGUAUGUAGGAUUUGUUGGCGUGCUCACGGGCGUGCGCCGAGACCUAAGCGUGUCCCUGAAUUUUCGGCCUGUGCAUGAUACUACGAAGAACUGGACGUUUUAUGCAAAUCAUCUACUUGUGCUGCUGGGGAUGAGGCAGUCUAUUUCAUCGCUGCUGCGGGAGUGCAUCCUACUUCCUCCCGGGAGGUUAGGUACAUCAUCCACACCGGAAAAGUCAAAAUUGUCGACUCUGGACGAUAUUGUUGCCAACGUGCCCGGUAUGCCGACGACAGCGGCAUAUCUCAUCUUCAGCGAUGGUGACAGAACAGUAACCAUGGAGAAAGACUAUCGCAAGGCAGCAGUCUGCUCUUCCUCGUCAUUUAUCGUUGCAACAAACCACGACCAACAGCCUGAUUCUGCAAAAAGCAGAGGCAAUCAUUUCGGCCUGAGUUUGAUUUCAUCCGAUGCACAAACCGUGUCCGAUAUAAUCGAAGAAAGCAGCGAAAGGCGCGCGUGCAUGCAAGACAAAUGGGACAGGAAAGUUGCUCAGAGAGAUUCCUCCUAUCCACCGCGGGUUCAGGGCAUGCGGUCGUCAUUGCGCUUGCGGCAAAGACGUGAGCAUACAGCGAAUGAGACAUGUGCUGAUGUGGCGAUAACACAAAAUGAAGCGAUUGAGUGGCUCACGACGUAUCCGGUGCUGAAUGAGUCGACUCACUAUGCAGCCAUAAUGGAUCCAACGAGAGGCAAGGUGGUGUGGGCGAAGCUGUAUAAUAUUUAA
Talaromyces rugulosus is the source of this 1146-nucleotide messenger RNA. RefSeq lists its product as uncharacterized. Lineage: Eukaryota; Fungi; Ascomycota; Eurotiomycetes; Eurotiales; Trichocomaceae. Gene Ontology annotation, molecular function: hydrolase activity, acting on carbon-nitrogen (but not peptide) bonds. Bases 1 to 1146 code for a protein of 381 amino acids. The transcript has a single exon. The record is from RefSeq and is a predicted model, not a curated record.